CCCAUGAUCGGCGCAAGUGCAAGCGAGUCGGCAAUAGGUUGGCCUGCUGCGAUUGGUCCGCGUGUUACUACCUGCCACGAUGGCUGACAUCUUUUGCUGCGGCCGUCGCUGCUAUCGCUGCCGCCUUUCGACGUCUUCACAGAAAGCCAACGAUCUUGCACGGCGCUGGUGUGCUCAAGUCAGUACGGCAUCGACUGCGCAUCGAGUCAGACGCAUCUACGCCAAACGUCGUGACUUCAAGAAAAAAGAGAAAAACCAAAAUACAAAAUACAAAAUUUACCGUUGUCUCUGGUUAAUGCGUUCGCUUAUCGAACUUGUAACCAAGUAGCAAUUUUUGUGGCUAUCGAUAAGCAUUGUGACAAUUAUCGCAAAUUGCGCGUGAAAUCGAAAUUGAAAAAAUUGAAUUUGUGAAUUCGUCGUGGCCGUUAAAAGUCGAGCUGGUCGAGCUUUUUCGCGACUUUUUCUGUGGCUGUGAACUAUGACUGUUACCGCUUUUGCCGCCGCCAUGCACAGACCCUUCUUCAAUGGAUAUUCAGCCAUGCAAGAAAUGAACAGCGGCCAAGGACGUGUCAAUCAACUGGGUGGAAUGUUCAUCAACGGCCGCCCCUUGCCCAAUAAUAUACGCCUGAAGAUCGUCAAUAUGGCCGGCGAAGGCAUACGCCCGUGCGUGAUCUCUCGACAGCUACGCGUUUCCCAUGGCUGUGUCUCCAAGAUUCUGAAUCGUUAUCAGGAAACGGGCUCAAUCCGACCGGGCGUCAUUGGCGGCUCCAAGCCGCGCAUUGCCACGCCCGAAAUUGAGAGUCGCAUCGAAGAGUACAAACGCACCAAUCCGGGCAUGUUCUCCUGGGAAAUACGUGAAAAGCUGAUUCGCGAGGGCUUCUGCGAUCGUAGCAUGGUGCCAUCCGUUUCAGCCAUAUCCCGCUUGGUACGCGGUCGCGAUGCGCCUGUUGAGGUGGACUCCACUAAGCCUUCGUCCAACUCGAGCAGCUCCGAUCUGUGCGGCUCCAACUCCACGCACAACAAAGCUUCCGACGACGAAGUUUCCGACUGUGAAAGCGAACCGGGCAUCGCAUUGAAGCGCAAACAACGUCGCUGCCGUACCACCUUCUCGGCCGCACAGCUGGAGGAGCUCGAGCGUGCCUUUGAGCGCACCCAAUACCCGGACAUCUUCACUCGCGAGGAGCUGGCUCAGCGCACCAAUCUGACCGAGGCACGCAUCCAGGUGUGGUUCAGCAAUCGUCGCGCUCGCCUGCGCAAACAGCACAACUCUGUAACGGGAUCGACUAGCAGCAGCGCCACGCCCACAACCUCCAUGCCAAGCAGCAGCAACAGCGCCCACUUAUCCCCACUGGCCAUGAUGAGCAUGCCGCCGGCAAUGGAAGCAGCUGCCUCCAUCUACCAACAUUCCUAUGACUUCUAUAGCAACCCCACCAAUCCCAGCAGCAGCCAUGGCGCCAGCCUGUCGCCCCUCUGCAGCACCUUGUCGCCUUUGAAUACGGCCAAUACGCCGCCGCAUCACCAUCAAUUCUAUAACACGGCCAGCUACAUUAUGCCCAGCUCGGCGACGAACAAUGUCGAGCAGACGCACUAUGAAUCCCAACUGGGCUCCGUUUACAGCACUGAAUCUGAGCCGCAUCAGACAAUGCCACGUAAUCCGAGUCCCAAUGAGUCCAUCUCCUCCAACUUUGGCCAGUUGCCGCCCACGCCCAACAGCCUUUCUGCAGCUGCGGUCAUGUCCAACGAUCCGACUCCAACAUCUCUGACCAAUGUGAGUGGUGGCAGCGAGGAGCUGACGGCAGCACUCAAAGUGGAGGCGGCGGAGCUAGCGGCCAGCGUAUCCAGUGGUGCUGUGCAGCCGCAGCUGUACAGCAGCUGGACGAACACUGGCAACAUGCAGAGUAUGCGACCCAAUGCGCCGCUCUCGCCGGAGGAUUCACUCAACUCCACCAGCUCGACGAGCAAUAUCCUGGACGUCUCUGUUUCAGCCGCUGCCGCUGCUGCCCACCAGAUGUUCCAUCCCUAUCAGCACACAGCUGCCGCACAAUAUGCGCCAUAUCCAACGAACACAACACACUCGCACUCGCACACGCACUCGCACACAGCGCACCAUCCGCAUCAUGGGCAUCCACACGCGGGGCAUCCGCAUCCCCAUGCACCGCAUGCCCAAUAUGGAAGCCCACAUUAUCCGGCCAAUUCGUCGGCGCAUUUUAUGCCGCAAAACUUCAAUGCAGCCGCCGCCGCAGCUGCUGCCUUCUCCUCGCCCAGCAAGAUGAACUAUUCAACGAUGCCGCCGCAGCCGUUCUACUCCUGGUACUGAGGAGGAGCAGCAGCUGACAGCGGCGCAGCAAGAGAAACUGCUAGAUCCUGGGGCAGCCAGAGCUAAAGCGGGUGUUGAGUCACCUCCCCAACCGUUGACAUCGCCAAAGAUUCAUGUACACUAAUAUGGACACGCUUCCGCAAUCCAAUCU
Messenger RNA from Drosophila hydei, 2468 nucleotides. It is a transcript of the gene prd, whose product is annotated as segmentation protein paired. Gene Ontology annotation, biological process: anatomical structure development; regulation of transcription by RNA polymerase II. Gene Ontology annotation, molecular function: RNA polymerase II cis-regulatory region sequence-specific DNA binding; DNA-binding transcription factor activity, RNA polymerase II-specific. NCBI's taxonomy places the organism in Eukaryota, Metazoa, Arthropoda, Insecta, Diptera, Drosophilidae. The transcript has 2 exons. The record is from RefSeq and is a predicted model, not a curated record. Bases 479 to 2317 code for a protein of 612 amino acids.